AUGAAAGAAAAUAAACCCGAGGGUACAGAAUGCUCUGCCCAUCCAAAGCAAGAGUGUAAAGCCUUCUGCGAAUCUUGUGAUAUUCCCAUCUGUGUUUUAUGUGUAUCAAUCAAACAUAAAACACAUGAAAUUUGUGAAUUAUCAGAGAAGAUCGACACAUUGUCCGAUUUUAUAACGAAAGAAAAUGAACGGGUACAGUCGAUACAAUCUGAAAUAGAGAAAAUUCUCAAUCAUAUAGCUAAAAGAUCGGCGGCUCUUCCAAAUAUCUACAAACAGACGAGAUUUCAUAUUUCAGCCCAUGCAAGAGAGUGGCAUCAGGAGAUUGAUAAAGCAGAGACCCAACUGCUCAAAGACUUGGAUGUAUUGCAAGAAAAGCAUGCAGGAAUAUUAUUGAAGCAAAGGAAAGAACUUGAAGAAACACUUAAGAAAUUGAAAAUCCUUAAUCAAACAGACCUAAGCUUGGCAAAAUCCAAAGAUAUUUUUGGGUUAAUGGAACUUCAGCUUGAAUUUGAAAAUCAGCAGUUGCCAACCUAUAUAGAAGAAACACUACCAGCAUGCUUUCAGCCUUGUUUGUUCGAUGAAAACUUUACAACUUCGCAUUUUGGCUUCAUUAAUACACUAGAAUCGCAAAAACUACCUAUUGGUGAUCUGACACAAGAAGAAAAAACCUCAUUACGACAAGCUCUAGAUGUCCCUACAGUCUUGUCCGUCUUUGAUAACAGAGUUCCCCCAGCCAACAAAGAAAACGAGACCCGGCUAUAUGAUUUGGUCCCCUUCGAUGACGACAGAGUGUGGGUAGGAGGAUAUAGUUAUGAGCUCAAACUGUUUGAUUUCCAGGGACGUCUCCACAACACAGUCCCUAUCACAGAUUAUGGAGGGUAUCUGUCCCUGCAUGAUGGACAUGCAGUGUAUGCCAAUAGAAAUGACAAUACCGUGAAGAAGUUUAUAAACGGUAAAGAAGAAACAUUGUUCUGUACUAAAGAGUGGAAACCCUAUGGUAUGACCUGUACCGCAGCACUGGACUUCCUCGUCUGUCUUCGGACUUCAGAUGAAACAGAAUCAAAGGUCGUAAGAUACAGCAUUUCCUGUGACGUGCUGCAGGAAAUCCAGUACGACUCCCAGUACCAGCCUUUGUUUGGAAAAACAAAUUACGUAGUAGAGAAUGGUAAUGGCGACGUUUGUGUAGCAGACUGGGAUAAAAAAGCCAUCACAGUCGUUGACAAGUUCGGGAUAUUCAGGUUCUCCUACAAAGGGAACAAAGCUUUAAAGGAAAAUAUUCAUGGAGGAUCCCUUACCACAGACAGUAUGCGUCACAUCAUCAUCACUGACUAUCUAAGCAACAAAAUUCACAUGCUGGACAGGGACGGUCUAUUCCUGAGGUACAUCAUUCCUGAUCAGGGGAUACGGGAUCCACGGGCCGUGUGUGUCGUUAGGGAGGGGGAAUUAAUGGUGGGAGAAUGCAAUUCAGGAAAGGUUAAGAGAAUAAAGUAUUUAGACUGA
Molecule: messenger RNA, 1500 nt
Organism: Saccostrea cuccullata (small rock oyster)
Lineage: Eukaryota; Metazoa; Mollusca; Bivalvia; Ostreida; Ostreidae
Exons: 1
Coding region: 1-1500 (499 amino acids)
Molecular function (GO): zinc ion binding
Source: RefSeq, a predicted model, not a curated record